Schizosaccharomyces octosporus yFS286 is the source of this 520-nucleotide messenger RNA. RefSeq lists its product as uncharacterized. Bases 95 to 364 code for a protein of 89 amino acids. Lineage: Eukaryota; Fungi; Ascomycota; Schizosaccharomycetes; Schizosaccharomycetales; Schizosaccharomycetaceae. The transcript is spliced from 2 exons. The record is from RefSeq and is a predicted model, not a curated record.
AAGCCAAUCACACUACGAUACCGAAGAAGAAAGAUCUUUCCCCAUAAAAUCAGCUGUGGGGAAAGCAGGCUCUGUCGCAUAUUUAACCGGAACCAUGCAAGAAGCGGUGAAUUCACAAAACUGGGAGUUUGGUGUCAAAGAAUGGUAUAAAAGGCGUUCUGAAUGGCUGUUGGAUCACGAUAAAAUUACGAAUGAGUAUUCUUUAGAGGAAGUGGUGAUCCCAAAAGAUGUUUAUUUGGGUGUCUAUAAAAUGCUAGUACACCAAGAACAGAAGCUGAAACGACCGGUGAAAUUAAGUACUAUUGUUGCCGUUUUAAAAACCGGAUGGAUUGAAGAAGGGUUUUGGCCUGCAACUUCCAAGUAAAAAUUAGGAAAUACCCACGCGUGAAAUGAAACAAAGAAGAAAUUUGUUGAAGUAUAAUUGUUUUACCUCUACGUGAUCCUCUAUCGUUUGCAUGAAUUAAAAUAUGAUAGUCUACCUCUUGCUAAUAUUAUUGCAUUUCUCUUAAACAUAAGCUAU